Molecule: messenger RNA, 2570 nt
Organism: Neoarius graeffei (lesser salmon catfish)
Lineage: Eukaryota; Metazoa; Chordata; Actinopteri; Siluriformes; Ariidae
Gene: prmt7
Product: protein arginine methyltransferase 7
Exons: 17
Coding region: 99-2159 (686 amino acids)
Biological process (GO): peptidyl-arginine methylation
Molecular function (GO): protein-arginine omega-N monomethyltransferase activity
Source: RefSeq, a predicted model, not a curated record
CGAGAAACAAUAUGGCGGCGCCCAGCGUCGUCACACCGGAUUAGUUCAAAAACCUUUCUAAGCUUUUUAUUACUUGUUGUUUUGUGAUUUUUUUUGUGAUGUUCAGUAAUCGUGGGAUAAUGAAGACGUUUUGUGGUCGUGCGAACCCCACCACGGGCUCGCUGGACUGGGUGGAGGAGGGAGAGGAGUAUGAUUAUCACCAGGAGAUCGCCAGGUCCUGUUAUGCUGAUAUGCUGCACGACAGAGAUAGGAAUGAGAAAUAUUACCAGGGCAUUCGAGCAGCAGUUAGCCGGGUGAAGGCUCGAGGCGAGCGAGUCAUCAUUCUGGAUAUCGGCACAGGAACAGGUCUUCUCUCCAUGAUGGCUGUUACUGCAGGAGCGGAUUACUGCUACGCCGUAGAGGUGUUUAAGCCCAUGGCUGAAGCUGCAGCUUGCAUCGUAAAGAAAAACGGCUUCUCGGACAAGAUCAAAAUCAUCAAUAAGCACUCAACUGAGGUUACAGUUGGUCCAGAUGGAGACAUGCAAGAGAAAGCGAACGUAUUAGUGACGGAGCUGUUUGAUACAGAGCUGAUUGGAGAGGGAGCUUUACCCAGCUAUGAACAUGCACACUUACACCUGGUACAGGUGGGCUGUGAAGCCGUACCUCACCGUGCCACCGUCUACGCCCAGGUGGUGGAGUCAGAGCAGCUUUGGAGCUGGGCACAGAUUCAGCCCAUCCAGGUGGAAGAGUGCACGCUGCUGCCCCCUGCUGCUGUGACGCGGUGCGCUGGAGCACCAUCUGUCUGUGAUCUGCAGCUCAGCCAGGUGACCCCCAGUGCCUUCACCAAGCUCGGACCCCUGUGUACCAUGUUCAGUGUGGACUUCAGCAGGCUGGUCAGCAGCACUGCUCAGUCACACUCUUGCAGGUUUGUGGUGGAGGCCAGCGGUCGAGCUCAGGUCGUUUUGUCUUGGUGGGAUUUGGACAUGGACCCGAGCGGCAGCAUCGUCUGUUCCAUGGCCCCCAGCUGGACUUACUCGGCCCUGCGAGAGUAUCCUUGGAGGGAUCACUGGAUGCAGAGUGUGUACUUCCUGCCUGCUGAGAGAAGUGUGUGUGAGGGAGAAGAGCUCAGUCUAACUGUCUCACAUGAUGACUACAGCUUGUGGUACAGCCUCUCUGAGAGCGACCAGUCUGAUGUGGCCACACCAUGUUGUACCUGUCAAGCCCACCUGCUGUGGACGCGACCGCGCUUCGGGGAGCUUAAUGACCGGCGGAGAAGAGAGUGUUACCUCAGUGCUCUCCGCAGUAUUCUGAGGCCGGACAGUGUGUGUUUAUCCGUCAGCGAUGGGAGUCUUCUCCCCAUCUUUGCACAUCUGCUUGGAGCUAAAAAGGUGUUCAGUUUGGAAAACUCCGGAAUGUCAAAGCAAGUGAUUGAGCAGUUUUUGGAGGCAAACUCGCUGAAACACAGCGUCAAGCUGCUACAGAUUCGGCCGGAGCAGCUGACACCAGCUGAUGUGGACGGAGAACAGGUCUCAGCGCUGAUUGGCGAGCCGUAUUUCAGUACCAGCCUGUUGCCGUGGCACUCUCUGUUCUUCUGGUACUGCCGUACAGCACUGAGCUGUCUCCUCCGGCCCGAUGCCACCGUCCUGCCUUCCUCCGCUACGCUCUGCCUGAUCGCCGUGGAGUUCCAGGAUUUGUGGAGAAUCCGAGCCCCAUGCGGAACCUGUGAAGGAUUUGAUGUGAGCCCGAUGGAUGAAAUGGUGCAGCGUUCUCUGGACUUCCGGGAGUCUCGUGAGGCAGAACCUCACCCCCUGUGGGAGUACCCCUGUCGAGCCCUGUCCAAGCCAUGCUCUGUGAUGACCUUUGACUUCCAACGGUGUGUCCCUGAGCAGCCAAUCAGCCGUCAGGGAACAGUGCCUCUUACAGGGAGAGGGCGUUGUCACGGCGUGGCUUUGUGGAUGGAGUACAGCCUGACUGAUGACAUCACCGUCAGCAUGGGCCUGACUGAGCCCGUCAACGAGGAGGGAGAGUGUGUGUGGAGUCCACACCGAAAACAGGGAGUGUAUUUCUUACAGGAUGCGUGGGAAAGCUCAGGAGACGGACAGGCAAGCGUGGACUACAGAUUAACCUUCGACCCGAAUAUCGGCGACAUCAAAAUGGACUUUUCAGUCACUCGGCCUUGACCAAAUAAAAUGUACUGGGCAGGAUUUUUUUUUUUCUUCCCCUGGUGGUUGUUUUUUGUUUAGUUUUGUUUUUCUGGAUCACAGAAAACGAUGUGAUUGAAAGAAAUAUUUAUACUAGAUGAUGUUGUGUGAUGUUGACUUUAUUACAAAUCCCUUUUAAUCCGAGAGUUGGCUGGUUUUACAAAAUAACCAGGGAUGUGAUUUUUUUUUUCCGCGAAUUCGCGGAAUUCCGCUUUUUUCACCUCAAAACUUGAAAAAAAAAAUGUUUCCGAUUUUUCCCUCAAAUCCACAUUCAUAUCCUAUUCGUUCCGACUUUGUUUGAAAGAUGGCAGCCUCGGAUUUGCAUCUUUAUGCCUUGAUCACGGAGGCUGCCAUCUUUCAACUCUUUGUUUGAAGCGAGCGCGUUCAUUG